Messenger RNA from Stegodyphus dumicola, 1585 nucleotides. RefSeq names its product calcyphosin-like protein. Gene Ontology annotation, molecular function: calcium ion binding. The record is from RefSeq and is a predicted model, not a curated record. NCBI's taxonomy places the organism in Eukaryota, Metazoa, Arthropoda, Arachnida, Araneae, Eresidae.
UAGUUUCGUGACGUCACUGCCGUUUGCCGGCGAAAUGUUUCCGACGCAAAACGCUGUCAUUUCGUGGCGGGAAUUUCUGACGUGCGCAUUUUGAGCAUCAUUGUGCGGUAUAUCAAAAUAUUAUAGGAGCAUUUGUUGCAUUUUAGGUUAUUCAGAAGAUCAUGUCUCAGGUUGUUGAAAAAUUGCGGGAAGUUUGCAGAUCUAGAGGAGCUAAUGGAAUUAUUGGACUUUCUCGGACUUUCCGUCUCAUGGAUGAUAACCGCGAUAGGAAGCUGCAUUUAGACGAAAUGAAACUGGGAUUGCAAGAAUAUGGAGCAAGUUUGGACGGUGAUGAAGUUGCAGAGCUUUUCAAAGAAUUGGAUAAAGAUGGUAGUGGAACCGUCAGCUUCGAAGAAUUUUUGAAGGCCGUACGACCUCCUCUUUCCCAAGAGAGAUUAGAUGUCAUAGAAAAAGCCUUCGCAAAGAUGGACAAGACAGGAGACGGAAGUGUGACUCUUGAAGACUUAAAAGGCGUAUACAAUGCCAAAGAACAUCCAGAUGUUGCCGCGGGCAAAAAGAGCGAAGACGAAGUACUACUGGAAUUCCUUCAAAGUUUUGACACGCCCAACAAGGGAGACGGAACGGUCUCUAAGCAAGAGUUUAUUGAUUAUUAUGCGGGUGUCAGCGCAUCUAUUGACUUGGACGAAUACUUUGUCACCAUGAUGGAAAAGGCGUGGCAACUCUAAGUUCCUGUUUGUGUCAUUUACGUCAGAAAGCUCUUUGUGUAGAACUUCUAUUUGAAAAUAAUGUUCAUUUUUGUCGUAUAUUAUGUAUUAAUUACAAAUUAGUUGAAUUAGUAUAAAUUAUUUUUUAUCUCUAAGCUGAAAAAUGAGAUUAUGGAUUUUCGUGUGUAUAAUCCAUGUUUUCGUUAAGCUGAGCAUCUGGAAAAGGUUAAAUCUGCAAUUGCUGUCCAGAAACAUUAACAUCAAUCUGUUAUCUGGAGCUUGUUAAAAUUCUGCAUAAUGUAGUUUACGCUUAAGCUUCGCAUUUUAAUGCUUUAUUCUUAAACAUUCCUGUCUUUAUAUACUUCUCAGUAUUAGCCUGUCUUCACGUACUUCUCAGUAUUAGUCAAGAGCUUCUUUCUUAGCCAUUGGUAAAAUAAUGGCCUUAAUUAUACUUAACUGUAAUUAUUUAUGCCAUUCAGUGUUAUUUUUUAUAUUUAUCACGUUUUUAAAGGAAAAAAUGUUUUGUUAACAGAAAAAUGUUUUUUUUUUUAAACAGAAAAAUAUUUUGUUUUUUUCCUUUCUCCUUCAAAAAAAAGUAUUACAAUACGAAUAUCUGUCAUAGAAGAAAUAUAUAUUUUUCUAAAUAGUAUUUUCUAUUUCAUUAAGUAAAUGUUACUAAAUCCUUUCCGAGAAGAACUUGGUAAAGAAUUUGUUAUUUUUAACACUUUUUGCAUAUUGUUGUUGGCAUUCUUUGAUUUGAUAAUUUAGUUUUUAAUCGGAAUAAAUUAUGUUGUAAUACUUGAUUUGUAUAGCAUCACUGCUAUUAAAAUAGUUUAAUUAAAAAAGGGUAAAAUAAAAUAUUAAAUUUUUGGUCUACUUAA